Molecule: messenger RNA, 1663 nt
Organism: Ornithodoros turicata
Lineage: Eukaryota; Metazoa; Arthropoda; Arachnida; Ixodida; Argasidae
Gene: Mpi
Product: mannose-6-phosphate isomerase-like
Exons: 8
Coding region: 355-1554 (399 amino acids)
Biological process (GO): carbohydrate metabolic process; GDP-mannose biosynthetic process
Cellular component (GO): cytosol
Molecular function (GO): zinc ion binding; mannose-6-phosphate isomerase activity
Source: RefSeq, a predicted model, not a curated record
UGUGGCCAAUCACGAACCGCAAACUCAGUACAAUUUUGUACAUAAACGGUGUCCCCAAACAUGAUUUGGGUCAAUUAGAGAGAGUUUUAAACGAAGUAAAGUUCACGCAGAUAAUAUGUUAAUUUACGAAAAUGUCCUGUCUCCUCGAGACUUGACAUGCUGACUCGACAGGACAGGUGGGCCCGAAGUGCUGAAGUUGCGGAGGGCUGACCAAAACACCUGUCUCUGCCAGCUUCUAUCCUACGGCGGUCUCAGUGUAAUUUAAUCCCCACGAAAUUUGUCCAACUUCACGGUGUUUGCAACACUUGAACAGGAAGCAAAAGCAAGGCAUUGCUUUUUCAACACGACCAAGUCAUGGCAGAAUCCGGAGUAUUUGAGAUUUGCUGCCCUGUGCAAAAAUAUCACUGGGGGAAGAAAGGAAAGUCAAGCCUGGUGGCUCAGCUGGCAUUCAAAGGUCAACACUUGGAAAGUAUCGAUGAGUCCACACCGUAUGCAGAGCUGUGGAUGGGAACCCAUCCGUCCUGUCCGUCGAAGGUGAAAGGUACGGACAAGACUCUGGAAUCGUGGAUUUCGGAGCAUCCUGAAUGUCUUGGGUCUGGAGUGAAGAAGGUGUUUGGAAACAAACUGCCUUUCCUGUUUAAAGUACUCUCUGUGGACACAGCACUGUCCAUCCAGGCGCACCCAACCAAGGAUCUUGCAGAGGAGCUUCACAAGGCCAGUCCCGAACAUUACCCAGACUCGAACCACAAACCUGAAAUCGCAGUUGCAUUGACCGAAUUUGAAGCGUUGUGCAAUUUUCGACCUUUGUCAGAAAUCAACCGCUUCACUAGAGAAAUUGCUGAACUGCGAUCGUUGCUUGGAAGUGAUGCAGAAGGUCCACUUCAAGAUAAGAACUGCCUUAAAAGGUGCUUCAGGAGACUUAUGGUCAGCAAAAAGGACACAUUUCUUCCACUGCUCAAAGUGCUAUCCAUAAGGCUUGCUGACAAAGCCAAGAGAGGUGUGGUUCCGGACGACCUAGCGGAGGUGUAUCUUCGUAUUUAUAAAACCUACCCCGAGGACAUAGGAUGUUUUGUGGUGUUCUUCCUGAACUACAUCAGACUGAAACCUGGAGAAGCCCUGUUCCUGGCAGCCAAUGAACCGCACGCUUAUAUUUCUGGCAACUGCGUGGAAUGCAUGGCGUGCUCGGACAACGUUGUCCGGGCGGGACUCACGCCGAAGUUCAAGGACGUGGACAUCCUCUGCUCCAUGCUGACCUACAAUUCCAUCCUACCAACGGACGUCAAGUUCCCUCCAGUAUCCCAGGAUAAUUGCUGCUCUACGUUCCUCCCUCCCAUACGGGACUUUGCUGUCGCAAAGUACCACGUACCAGAAGGAAGAACGCACAUCAUGAAAGCUGUUGUAUCAGCGAGCAUCGUCAUAGUGGUAGAAGGCAGUGGCCACUUGGGAAAAUUACCAAUCCGUGAAGGCUGCAUCUUGUUUAUCAGCGCCGGGAAGGAACUGCCGAUCAAGGCCCAAUUUACGCUCAACAUGUACCAGGCAUAUUGUCCUGCUUGAAGGGGAUUUCGACUAUUGUCGAGGUGGCUAGUCAUUGUAGGAUAUUUACAGAAAUCUUCGGUGAUACUUUUGAACGCUUUACACAAAAUAAACAGUUCCAAGUGUCUUA